GCAUGGAUCGUCGCUGUGGAUGGAUGUUAGGAUUAUAAGCGAAAUGUAGCAGAUUCUGGUGUGUUUUCUCAGUAUAUUUAGGAGAUGUCGGAUAAUAUCAUAGAGGAGUGGCUUCGGUCGCUAAACCUUAUUCACUACACGCAAGCGUUCUUGGAUAACGGUUACGAUGAUUUAGAAAUCUGUAAGCAAAUUGGGCAACCCGAUUUGGAUGCUAUCGGGGUCCAGAAACCUAGCCACAGAAAAGAGAUUCUGGACGCUGUCAGAAGUCUCAGGGAAUUAGGCGGGACUUCUGUUUAUUUCACCCUUGAAGAGGUGAAAGAUGAUGAACCAUUAGUGCUGCCAGAUGAUGGGGACUCUGACAGGAUUUACACGUUUUCUGCUGGGUCGCGUGCCAAGAAAAAACUGGACGAAUACGAAGAAGGGAAAAAGGCCCUUGUGACUUUUCCCAGGGUACAAUUAAUUGGCAUGAUAAGGGAUAAAUUACGAGCUGAAGAAAUUGACAUAGGGGUCCUACCCUACACUAACCCGGAUGGUUCACGGGGUGACAUGGACAUUCUGGCGCACAGAUAUGCCGAGGACUUUAAAACACACUUUCACGAUGUUCUUGAACGGUUAGACGAUUUACGUCGGAAAAAGAUAGGUUUAGAACCAGAGGACACAUACACUAAUGGUCGAUUCAUCAAUGACUAUGCCAACAGCAGCGGUGAACCCCCACCCCUUCCAAAGACCCACCCACCAUCUCUAAGUGGACUGGAUGGGUCACCUUUUCAUCGAAGGACCAGCCAAACCUUUGCCAACCCUGACGAUACGUCUUUAUACUACUCCGAAAACAUAUAUGGAGACACUAAUGGAAUGUGCUGUAUCAGUAAGGUCCAUCGUAGAUCAUCUAGAACUCACUGCCAAAAAGAAGAUGGAGAGAAAAAGAAGGGUGUGUCAACUCUCGCACGAUUAUUUGGGAAGAAAUCAAAGCAACAGAAGAGAGCCAACUACAUCUACCGUCAGUUCGAGGGGGACCCCCAUGCCAGCCAAAUUACCAUGACGAAUGAUCAGAUUCUGGAGAUCAUGCUUCUGGUAAAGGAUGGAAAGAUGUCGCAGGCCCAGGCCAUUGAACAGGUCAAGGUUCAUGGUGUCAAGAAGAUGGAAUCGACUGAGAAUGGUGACCAUUCACUGAAGGAUCUCGAUUCCAAAUCACCUGGAUUUCUGUGGUUCAAGCCGAAGGAUUCACCCAAACGUAAACCGAAGCAACAAUCAGAAGCACGGCUUCAGGAACCAACUGAUUAUGAAGAGCCGCCAACACCAGAUAAUGACACGGCGAGAUUAUUAGAUAGUCGACUUCAGCCGACGAGCCUCAUUCAAGAAGAACACAGGUUCCAAAGAUCGCAAUCAACGGAUGAACGAUUUCCACAACAGACUCCGCCUUUUCACAUAUUCAGAAAAAGUUCAACAGACUCUAACGUAUCAGCACCAGUUUUUGGGUGUCUACAAGAUAAAUAUAGUACACAGACUAGCGGGCAUUCAUGGGCGAGGGACACGUCAGCGCCAAAUAUUAGUGAUAGUAUAGCUUGUGGGAGUAGUCCUCGGUUGAGGAAAGAACGUUCAGACCUGGGCCCAACCUACGCGGCAGGGACAUAUAAACCUAGUCAAUUAGAGGAGGAUAUUGAGGAGAAUCAAAAUUACGAGGAUUUGGAUGACGAUAUGGCGACGAAUGGAAGACGGUUGAGUGUUAUUGAAAAAAUUAGGAAGCUGUCGCAUCCUCGGCGGCCGAGCGAAAGCCAGUGUAGUACCGACGAUGAGAUUCCGUCUGAUAAGGAGAAGCAUAUAUCAAAUACCAGCACAGAUUCAGAGAAGUCGUUGUCCAAAGGAAAGAAGGGGAUUGGUAUAUUUUAUAGGAAGAAGAAGACAGCUCGGACUCUGAGGACAAAUGAGCUUCAACUGAACUCUGAUGGCAGUGAGCGGUAUCCCACAGACUCUCAGAAGAGUAGUGACGACUCCCUGGCCCUUCGCAGCUCGGCUGAAAGUAUGGGCAGCACAAGCCAAGUUUCGUCGUCUAGCUUUGUGUCAGGUGGAAGUUCGACAGAGGAGGAUUCCGUGUUAUAUGCAGGUGCCAUUUUAGCAAAAGCAGUUGUUAUAACUAACUGUACACCCAGUCCGUAUGAGAGAGGGGCACUCACUCUGGAGAAAGGAGAUAUCGUCCAGAUUAUCGAUAUGGACCAGUCUGGUAUGUGGAAAGGAAUCCAUAGAAACAAGUUGGGGACAUUCAAAUUCAUCAAUGUUGAAAUUCUGAAAGAAGAUGAGCCAACCCCCAAGUCCCGAAUCUCAACCAUCAAGAGAUAUCGGCCUCAUAAGCCAAGACCAAAAACAUUAGAAGAACUGCUGAGACGAAUUGGACUUGAGAGACUCCAAGGCAUGUUCUUCCUAAACGGGUACUCCAACCUUGAAGACUUCAGUCAAAUAGAUGAAGAUACCCUGAAUGAUCUGCUGAUAACUGACCCGGAGACCAGGGGCAAAAUACUCACGGCGGCAGAGUUACUUCUCGACUAUGACAGUCAAGAUUCUAAUGACCAGAGCUCUGGGACCAGGAGUGACAGCAAAGCAACACCUACAGGGCUUUCUCCAUGCCACUCGCCUGUCAUGAUCCCAUCACCCGAGUUAUCGCCACGGACGGGGUCAGAUUCUGGCUGCGUUGAUACUGAGGGGUUGGAUGAAUCCCGGGAGACAGAUUCUAACAGCGACACUCUCAAGGUCAGCACAGAGAGCGGUGAUCUUUUGGAGACAAAUGUGGCAGAGCCAGACAAUGGUGGAGAGACACCAGUUGUCGAGAACUGUGAUAUACAACCUAUUGCGGAAAUAUCAUCCCGCAAUUCUCAAGUUGAAUGCGAGGCUGGGGAUGGCGUAGUCCUGCGGGAGAAUCAGAAGGAUGUUGAUACGCAGUGCCAAGGACAGAAUCAAAAACUUAACGUGAAACAAAUUGUGCAAUCUAUACAACAGAGACAAAGUGAAAUGGUAGGAAACGGAUAUAUAUCUACCUCUAGUUCAAGUUUAUCUAGCGAUGGGACUCAAAUGAGCCCAAAAUUAAGAUGUGCCGUUGAGACAAAUUGUCAGUCGCCUAAAAGGGGACCUAAGCCAACACUGCCUAAACGGACUAUAUCAGUCCUAACUUCUCCCAGAUCUCCUGGUGUGAAUAUCCUGCCUGUUCGAUCUCAGUCUUUCGAUUACACGCAUGAUACUGGCUCGCCUGAAAUGUCAAGAAAGAACGUAGAUUUAGCGCAACAUAAAUGCGAAACUUUAGGCAGAAAGAGCGAAGGCUUGGCGAGUAUGAAAUGUGAAUAUAGAAAUGUGAUUCACACCCAGGCGGUCGUGCACACCCUGGGUGAAAACAUGCCUCAAGACACUGCUACGCAAACAUCAGAUAUUCAGUCGCCAACUGACUCUAUAGAAAACGGAAUUCUAGAUUCCCCACGGAGUAGUAGCAGCAAUAGUUCGCGUAGUUCUCGUGACAUGCGCGACGCUAGUACUCAAUUUAGCCGUAGAUUAGCGCAAGCCUUGGCAAAUAAUGAAGAAAUAGAUUCUAUAUCGCAAGGUGUGAAGGUCGUAAAAAGUCGUAGUCAAUCUCUUACUCGUAUCGUGCCAUCCACUAAACAUUCCCAAGUCCGUCGACCAAGUCUAACGGGGGUUACGGGGCAGCCGGCGUCACCGAGGCAAGGCAGGCCAAACCAAGGCAAGCAGCCUCUUACCUCCCUAGAACAGUUACUCUGCGCCAAGCUAGAAAUGGAAGGGAUUGACCUAACGCAGGAACCUUACACUGACACUUGUGGUUACUGUGGCAUUCCUGCCCCAUUGGUUCAACGCUAUGCUGAGGAGCUCCGGUCCAAUUUGAACGAGGUGGCCCAGAAUAUGGAGAAUAUACGGGUUAAGGAUGCCAAGGCUGCUGGGAUCACUACGGUUCCCAAUGACAAUCUUGCUGAAACAGCGUUGAACCCAGUCCAUGAUGCAAACACUGACUCUUUAAAUGAUCUGAUGACAUCCAUAGGACUUCCAAUGUAUACCGAUCUCUUACUCCAGCACGGCUGUAAAUCAGUCGAUGUAUUUAGAAACUUGCGCGACACAGACUUUAAGGCGUGCGGCGUAACCGACUCUAGUCAUAUUCGUAAAUUAGUUAGCGUGGCUGACCUGUUGAGAUUCCGAUACGAAGCAAAACUGCAGACGGGGAAAGUUGCAAAAGCAUCUAUGAUAAAAGAUAAAGUGUAGUCAGGUCAUUGGCCAACAGGGUGUUCCAAAAUAAACCGAUAGCUGGGAAGUUACAGUUAAUUUUGGAACAGAUUGUGGGCCGAUGACAGAUUUUCUUUCCAUACUGGGCUGUUCGUGGUGUGUGGGAUUAUGGGAAAGAGGGAACAGGGGGAACUGUACCAUGAAAGUGCACUUGACAUGUUCGUUUCUAUCUUACGUGAAGGACGUUGGCUCGUUGUCUCUCUUCUCGUGGAUUAUGGUAAUGAUUCACUAGACAAACAGCCCAGUAUGUUUGAAUCAUCUUUUUAAACAAUUUAAAAUUUUAUUUUCUGUAUGUGCCAUUUAGAAAUUUCUUGUCAUACGUUUAGGAGGAUACGAGGGCUAAUUGAUCGAUUCUAAAGAGUCAUGCCUUCCUCAAAACAAGGUCUUUAUUCCUGUGUUGUUCAACUGUAAUGCAUUGGGAUGAUAGCUUUUCCAGGAAACUUGGCAAUGUUCAUGACUAAAAGUUUGGCACAGAUCUGUUUAUAAUUUGAAGGGGGCACCAAGUGAAGAUAUUUGAAGAAUAUUAACACCAAGUGAAGAAUAUUAACAGUAUGUGUCAAAUUUUAGGAAUUGAUGUAAAAAAAUCAUGAUGAAAAUCAAUUUAAGCAAAUCUUUUCUGCAGUUGUGAAUAUUUCCAGUUAUAUAAGCUUUGUCCCAGAAUUGUUUUGAUACGCCAUCAUUUUCUAACCCAAGCAUAAGGUUGAGUUAGCAUAUUCAUUUGAACCGAAUUGCAGCUGGCAGUGGCCAUCGUGACUGACGCCUUCAGUUUUACUAUGCAUUUAUUUCAUGAAUCUGCCAUUGGUUUCCGUGUAUGAUUUCAUAUGGGUGUCACCCUUUAACAAGAAUGAGUUGACGUAUGCAGUUUAUUGCAAAUCCUUGUACCACAAGCUAAGCGGAGUACCUGGAAGUGGGGUCCCCCCCUUCCUGAUACCUUGCAAUUGACAUACCAUUGUGUCUUUGAUAUUGACUUCACGCAGAAAUGCAAUUGGCAGUCUCAGAGGAAUGUGUUUACCUAGUGGUGUAGUUUUGAUGUAAAGGGAUAUUGCAUGUAGGUAAAUUGGUACAUUCUGCAGCCUGGUUAUAGUAAAGCGUUGUAAUGAUAUGUCUUGGAUACGAAUUCAUUGAUUGAUACAGGGUUGGGUUUGUGUUAGUGUAAAAAGGUUCAAAUUAUGCAAUAAUUUAUUUUUAAUAUCUUCAUGUGUCAAAGACCAUAUUGUGUAUAGUUUCAUAGGGGCAAACAACUGUUUGCUUUAUUUUCAGUCAAUUCCUAUUUGAUAUUGGUCACCGCCAAAUCAGCUUUUCAUGGUUUUCAAUUAGUAUGGGGCGAUUCAUUUAUUUAGUACAUAGUUUCGGAUUUUUCAGUCCCCCCACACCUGUGUGGACCUAUGCGCAAAAUGGACCUAAAAUAUACAAUUCCUGGUUCCCUUGUUGCGUACAUGUACAUGUAUGUACUAAAUGAAUGACUAUUCUAUAUCUUACCUUCUGAUAGGCGAUUUUGGUCUUAUUGGGGCAGGAUACUGGUAGUUUGGUCCCUCUGGCUUCUUUAGGAGAGCCAAUCCACUCGGAUUGGUCAUAAUCUAUCAACCUUCUUGAGUGUACCUCUGCAAAGAUAUCUUGUUUUGCAAAAUAAUCUGAUGCAAAAUAGUCACUCUUAAGCUCUUUUAUAAAGACUUUAACGACAACUACCAAUGGAAUUUUGAAAAAAAGUAAUUUACCCUUUCCAUACAUACCUUAAUUCUUUAGUUCCCAUAGCCGUUUUUACCUGUCAUGGUUGACAACUACCAAUGGAAUUUUGAAAAAAAGUAAUUUACCCUUUCCAUACAUACCUUUAUUCUUUAGUUAACAUAGACGUUUUUACCUGUCAUGGUUCACAUUGUAUCAAUCUUGUGUGAAUGCUGAAUGGUUAAAAAGACAUUUAAAAAGUGAAGACAGUCCAUAAUCGUUCACAUGUACGGUUUGAAUGAAAUGCUUUCUCUGUGUGUCGUGAACAGGCUAAGUCAUGACACAAGGAAAUGUAUCAUCUUUGUAAACUCGGUCUAUAGGUGGGCGACAGGCCAUCCAGAAUAUUGGUGAAAGUUUCAUGUUUCGUGCAUGGGGUUGAUGUGUCUGUUUGGGAUUCUCAGUGCGCUUCCUUUUCUUUUGGUGCAGAGUCAGCUAUUUCGCUUGACUACAUGUCAGGUCUGCUUUUAUCUAGCUUUAUCUUUCGUAUUAUAAAUGCUGCUAAGUUCCUUCCAGAUUUUCCAUGUAAUGUAUUCAAGUUUUAGCACAAUUAACAUGGGCAUGGAUUGUGCUCUUAUUAAUUGAUUAUUCAAGACAGUCAUAUCUUACAGAAAGAUAGUGUGCGACAUGCUAAAAAGUCUCAUUCGAAUUUACAUAGACUUACCUAACACGUGUCGUUUCAAAAAUAACUUUGUCGAUGCAGGAAUCAUGAGCAUGUGUGACUUUCGAAGUUUUCCUUGUUCUACCUGUACAUUAAGCCUUUCCAGCUGUGAAGACUGGUUAUGACUUCCAGAUAUUUGCAAAGGGACUGAUUCAGAAGAACAUUUACUAGUUCUAGAUGAUAAAAUAUUUCGACUCUUUCACCAUGACUAGUGCUUUGUGAAAGGUUAGAAUCUAUCUUAUCCCCUUAACUCAAUGGUUACCCCUGUUGCUGAAAUUGAGUUAGUGCUGGCCAAGCAGUGACCUUAAUUAGUUAUAUGCCUUACCAUCUUAAAAUAUGACAGGUGGUAGUAGCCACUUCUGUAUGCUCCUCCCAGUUUGACAAAUGUUAUUUCUGUGUUGGUCCCUUUGAGAUAUCGAUCAAAUUCUUCCAUUUACUCCAAUUUCUUUUGUCAUAGGGUGGUAGUCUGCCUGUUUGUCCUUGCUUUGGUGUAUGCAUGGCAAUUCACGUUACAGUCAUGAAAAGUGAAUGGGAAACUCGGGGGUUGAAUUGAAGAGAUUGCUGUAAGCUUCCUACUCUACAGGGCAAGGGUGUAAUCAACAAUUUGUGCAUGACUCCGAGCUUCAAAUCAAGACGCAGCAUAAAAUAAUAAGCAACUGACUGUGUUUCUGAACUUUUUUUAUUGCUUAGUGAUCCUGGUUAUUCAUGAUUGUUUAACUGGUAAUGUGAUUUUAUCACAAUUGGAGAGGUCUGCAGAAACAUACCGUACUCAUCAUUUACACCAGAUGUCAUUCAUCCGUUGGAUGCACUUUAUCCUUACGGGCCUAUUCUUAUACUGUACCUUCCUCAUUUUAAAAAUUGGAUUGGAUUAACAGACAAACUGUACAUGUGUGGGAUUUUUCAGGCAACAUACAUCUUUAACAGUCACACCACAGAGUCAGACAACUAUGCUCCCUUGCAAAGAAUGAAAGGGAAAGUAUGAACCCAAACAGCCUAUUAUACCUGUUUUUAUUGUCAAGAUGAAAAUAUCCUAUUUGCAAAGUUGCACAGACCCUGAAAGAUGUUAGUUACAGACUUACCGGUACUCACUGUAAAUGGUAAAGAAUGGGCAGGUGCCGGAACCAUAUCUUUAGGAGGCUGAUUCCCUGUAUCUUUUGUCAUUCACCUUCUUCAGAUUAUGGAUGUAGUUUCCAUGUGUACAUGCAAAAUAUCAUACGAAAACAAUAAAUGUUGAAGAUAUCUUUAAA
Lineus longissimus is the source of this 7896-nucleotide messenger RNA. Its product is annotated as SAM and SH3 domain-containing protein 1-like. The coding region runs from base 85 to 4248 and encodes 1387 amino acids. Gene Ontology annotation, molecular function: protein binding. Lineage: Eukaryota; Metazoa; Nemertea; Pilidiophora; Heteronemertea; Lineidae. The record is from RefSeq and is a predicted model, not a curated record. The transcript is spliced from 17 exons.